Molecule: messenger RNA, 2059 nt
Organism: Procambarus clarkii (red swamp crayfish)
Lineage: Eukaryota; Metazoa; Arthropoda; Malacostraca; Decapoda; Cambaridae
Product: zwei Ig domain protein zig-8
Biological process (GO): synapse organization
Cellular component (GO): neuron projection membrane
Source: RefSeq, a predicted model, not a curated record
GUGUCGUGUUGCCUCUCCCACAGAACUUUCACUCCGCUCCCUGUAAACUGAGCUGUGACUCGCUCACCUCCGCCUUCAGUGUAGAUAUCUAAAUUAUUUGGUUAUGCCAUUUUAUUUCUUCGCCUGAGCAGUUAGGAUCAAUGUGCUGAGGAGAAACAAAUAUAUUUGUAUUGAAAUCAAUCUGCAUAUUCGAGAAACUAUAUUCCCUUCGCCUGCCCCUAACUUCAUUGAAAGUAGAACUUGGUAAAACGUUUAAUGUAAGUGUAUAGGUUUGAAAGUAAUUAUUUGAGGUAUUCAAGUUAACCAAUUUUUUCUGAGAUAAUUAUCUUGUGAUCUCUCAGUGGAACAAGUUAACAAGUUUAAAUAAGAGCAUAGAUAAGUUGUCCAGAGGAGCAAGACCUGACGCGCCCCCCAAAAAAUCACGAAGUAGUCUACGGAAUCUUCCCGCCAGAGUUCACUAGCGAUGGUUUGGUGUGCUCGCUCCGGGGCCAUCGGCUGCUCCCUCACCCUUGCCGCUAUAGGCGCUGUUGUGGUGAUGCUGUCAACAGCCUUCAACGGAGCCGACGAGAGCCAGCAUCAGAAGAUAGGAAAGAGGAGCAGCAGCAGCAUGGAUGCUGGCCCUAGCGACAGCAUAAUGCCCCUGGGCGUUCCUCUGAGUGGCAGCCCCGAGGAGCCCAUCAGGCUGGAUCUGAGUGGCGUAAGAGAGGAGGAGGAGGAGGUCCAGGAGCGGUCACAGAGGACCAGGUUCGAUAAAGCGGCACCCACCAACGUUUCAGGCCUGACUGGCACCUCCGCCUACCUUCACUGCCUGGUCCACAACCUGGGCAACAGGAGCGUGUCGUGGAUCAGACAACGAGACCUGCGCAUCAUGACGGUCGGGAGAUACACCUAUACGACGGACCAGAGAUACGAGGUCAUCAACUCGCCCGGCUCCAAGGACUGGAUACUGAAGAUCAAGUACGCCCAGGUGCGCGACUCUGGCACCUACGAGUGCCAGGUGUCAACCAAACCUGUCACGUCAUACGUCGUGCGACUCAAUGUCUUCUCCGCCCCGCAGGCCCAGAUCAUCGGGGCACCGGACAUGCACGUCGACAUGGGCUCCACCAUCAACCUGACCUGCACGAUCGCGCACAGUCCUGAGCCUCCAGCCUUCAUCUACUGGUACCACAACGGCAAGGUAGUGAACUACGACUCCCCGAGAGGUGGCAUUACCGUUGUCACUGAGAGGGGCAACACUACCAGCGGCUACCUCUUAAUACAGGACGCCCGGGCUUCUGACAACGGCAACUACUCCUGUGUUCCCUCCAACACGGCCGCCACAACGCUCAGGGUUCAUGUUCUCAACGGAGAGGCGCCGGCGGCGAUGCAGACCAAUGGUGUCAGGAGUCUAUUGGCUCGUCCCAGCGGCCUUCUCUACUACCCUCUGCAGGUGCUGUGCUUCCUCCCUCUCCUGACGCUGGUGGUCGGGGACGUCCUCCCGCCGAUAGCACCGAGGGGCAGGGGCACCUGAGGUGAUGGCGGCCCUGAAGGCCCACCUACGGCACAGGAUAGGCUUAGAUUUACUGCCUUCUGACACAGCUGAAUGCUCCUGCGGCGGCCACACCCAGAACGUAGUCCCGCCUCCCGACAAGUGCCUUCAACGUGAGAAAUAUCAAUACUCGAACAUGAUGUCCGAUCUCUGUUCUCCGGGAGAGACUAUUCGCAUGUCCUGGGAUCUGGAUUACGACUGAUUGCUCCCCUCAGUCAGAGACUGGCGCUAGGGGGCGCUCCUGGAGUCUGUGGAGUCAACCCCACCUGGUGGGGUGCUCUGAUGAAUGAACAUAUCAAACACAAACAAUUAUGACCAGCCAACUCACACUGGGGUGAGCUGGACCACACUGACUCAGUCAUCUUUAGAAGGUAAGAAGUAUAGAUAGUGAAGAAGGCCCAUGUGUCACCUUACUUAACCUCUUCAGUCUUGGUUGUAUUCAGUUGCUCAACACAAGUUGUAUACACUUAACUUCUGCUUUUGGAAAUGGUGACAUGUUCAAUAAAACGCAUUUCUUAGAGUCUGGCCAUA